CUCCGAUGUCCUGCAAUGCCCACACCCAACACUUCCUCCCCUGUACCCACGUUCUUCUGGGUCAACACCUCUGGAGGCAGCGCGCUGAGUGCCGACGAUGCUGGGAUGCCCGUGCAGUUCCUCGCCCUCAGGGUCACGGUUGCUUUGGCCUACGGGAUGGUAGGGGCCAUCGGCUUGCUGGGCAAUUCGGCUGUGCUGUGGGUGCUGGGCAGCUGCGCGCGGAGAGUCCCUGGCCCACCUUCCGACACUUUCGUCUUCAACCUGGCUCUGGCGGACUUGGGGCUGGCCCUCACUCUCCCCUUCUGGGCGGCAGAGUCAGCACUGGACUUCCACUGGCCCUUUGGAAGUGCCCUUUGCAAAGUGGUCCUGACGGCCACUGUCCUCAACAUCUACGCCAGCAUCUUCCUCAUCACAGCACUGAGUGUUGCCCGAUACUGGGUGGUGGCCAUGGCUGUGGGGCCAGGCACCCACCUCUCACUCUUCUGGGCCCGUGUGGCCACCCUGGGAGUGUGGCUGGCGGCAGCUCUGGUGACGGUGCCCACGGCCAUCUUUGGGUCUGAGGGCGAGGUGUGGGGUGUGCGCCUCUGCCUGCUGCGCUUCCCCAGCAGGUACUGGCUGGGGGCCUACCAGCUGCAGAGGGUGGUCCUGGCUUUUGUGGUGCCCUUGGGCAUCAUCUCCACCAGCUAUCUGCUGCUGCUGGCCUUCCUGCGGCGGCGGCAGAGGCGGCGGCAGGACAGCAGAGUUGUGGCCCGCUCUGUCCGUAUCCUGGUGGCCUCCUUCUUCCUCUGCUGGUUCCCCAACCAUGUGGUCACUCUCUGGGGUGUCCUGGUGAAGUUUGACCUGGCGCCCUGGAACAGCACUUUCUACACCAUCCACACCUACGUCUUCCCCGUCACCACGUGCCUGGCACACAGCAACAGCUGCCUCAACCCCGUGCUCUACUGUCUCCUGCGCAGGGAGCCGCGGCAGGCCCUGGCAGACACCUUCAGGGACUUGCGCUCAAGGCUGUGGCCCCAGGGCCCAAGCUGGGAGGAACACGUGGCCCUAAAGGAGGUAGGCAGGCAGUGGGCAGCCAGUACGCCCCAGGAGAGUGGUCCUUCUGCCAUGCUCAUGAAUGGGGACAGAGGGACACCUGGGUGAAGGGUACAG
Molecule: messenger RNA, 1149 nt
Organism: Urocitellus parryii (Arctic ground squirrel)
Lineage: Eukaryota; Metazoa; Chordata; Mammalia; Rodentia; Sciuridae
Gene: Rxfp4
Product: relaxin family peptide/INSL5 receptor 4
Biological process (GO): positive regulation of cytosolic calcium ion concentration; cell chemotaxis; calcium-mediated signaling
Cellular component (GO): membrane; external side of plasma membrane
Molecular function (GO): C-C chemokine receptor activity; C-C chemokine binding
Source: RefSeq, a predicted model, not a curated record